This is a messenger RNA of Eruca vesicaria subsp. sativa (arugula), 1713 nucleotides long. The record is from the annotation of a GenBank genome assembly. Lineage: Eukaryota; Viridiplantae; Streptophyta; Magnoliopsida; Brassicales; Brassicaceae.
AUUCCCACUCAAAUCUUUUUUCCCUCUUCUCUCACUUAAUCCAACAGAGAGAGAGAUAGAGUGAGUUAGUUACUCUGUAUUGAUAGUAAAAAUGCAGACAAAGAAGCUCCUUUUCUCCAUAGUCUCCUUCCUUCUCUAUGCUCCAUUGAUCUUCUCUUCACCAGUUCCAGACCCAGAAUCUGUCGUCGAAGAAGUUCACAAGAGCAUUAAUGCAUCAGUUGCCGCAAGAAGGAAGCUAGGCUACCUCUCAUGCACCACAGGCAACCCCAUCGACGAUUGCUGGCGAUGCGACCCACACUGGGAGACAAACCGUCAACGUCUCGCCGACUGCGCCAUAGGUUUCGGCAAGAACGCCAUCGGCGGCCGUGACGGUCGUAUCUACGUGGUGACCGACUCAGGAAACGACGACCCAGUGACCCCCAAACCCGGAACGUUGAGACACGCCGUGGUUCAAGACGAGCCGUUAUGGAUCAUCUUCCAACGAGACAUGACCAUUCAUCUCAAAGAAGAACUCAUCAUGAACUCUUUCAAGACCAUAGACGGUCGUGGCGCGUCCGUACACAUAGCUGGUGGGCCAUGUAUAACGAUUCAGUACGUGACGAACAUUAUCAUACACGGGAUUCAUAUACAUGACUGCAAGCCAGGUGGCAACGCUAUGGUGCGGAGCUCCCCACGGCAUUUCGGGUGGAGAACGAUAUCGGACGGUGACGGUGUGUCUAUCUUUGGAGGGAGUCAUGUUUGGGUUGACCAUUGUUCGUUGUCAAACUGUGAUGAUGGGCUUAUUGAUGCUAUAAUGGGCUCCACGGCGAUUACUCUGUCUAAUAAUUACAUGACGCAUCAUGAUAAGGUUAUGUUGCUUGGGCAUAGUGAUACUUACGCUCGUGACAAGAAUAUGCAAAUCACUAUUGCUUUUAACCAUUUUGGUGAAGGUCUUGUUCAGAGAAUGCCAAGGUGUAGACAUGGGUACUUCCAUGUGGUGAACAAUGACUACACACAUUGGGAGAUGUAUGCUAUCGGUGGAAGUGCUAAUCCUACGAUCAAUAGUCAAGGGAAUAGAUUUGUGGCCCCGAAUAUUAGAUUUAGCAAAGAAGUGACUAAGCACGAGGACGCGCCAGAGAGUGAGUGGAAAAGCUGGAACUGGAGAUCUUCUGGUGAUUUGUUGCUAAACGGUGCGUUUUUUACGCCUUCUGGUGGUGCUGCCUCGUCAAGCUAUGCCAAGGCUUCGAGUCUUGGGGCUCGACCUUCUUCUCUCGUUGGACCAUUGACGGUGGGCUCUGGUGCACUGAAUUGCCGUAAGGGUUCACGUUGCUGAUUGUGGUGGUUUUCAGUGUCGGUUUUUUAGCUGAUUAAAAAAAAAAUUAUAUAGUAAAGGCAAUUAAAGCACCAAUUAAGGGGGUUAAGUAAUAACUUUACUUACUCCUUAAUUUACUCUCUUUUGAUUUUUUCUUCUUUUUGGAGGUUAAAAUUAAGGAGAAUACAACCUCUGGCUUGCUUCUUUUAGGAUCCUUGUAAGGAUUCUCUGUUUUAAGGAAUCUUUUAUUAGGUUAAAAUUGUAGGAACAAGGGCAGAUGUGUUGAUCUUGAUAUUAAUAUAAAUAUAAUUUGUGUCUUCUCGUUUAUUUCUCUUAUGAUAUGUUUGUCUGUAGUGAGCCAUCGCAAAAUUGUUCCAAAAGUAAAAAAAAAGCCAUUGCAAAAUGAUGAUAUGAUACAAAAG